CGGCAAAAGUAGAUUCGGACCCAUUCAAUUGAAACCCAAAAUGUGUUAAGUACUGCAUCUGUCAAAAAUUGCCACCAAACUAUAAGCGCAGGCUUGAAGCAGAGCCAGAGCUGUGUCUUAUUCUCCUGUUUCUAAUUAACCUUCUCAUGCACCUUGCAUCGCGCAGAACAUCGACCUGUGGUUACUCUUGGUUCCCUGAAGUAAUUGGUGUUCAAAUUCAAGAUGAAUUUUACCGAGGUAAGAUUGCUCAGAAUUCAGGAACGAGAAAACGCGAAUUAGGUUCUCUCGCAAGACUCCUGAAGUCUCUUUUCCUUGCCCUUCUCCCCUUCCUCUCUUUUCUUCCUUCUGGACGACAGCGGUUCGCUACGACCAAUGACAGCGAAACUAUGAUGUCAUAUUACCGUAGAACUUUUGGGCCACAGUGGGGACCAUGUGCCGCAGACAGAUACGUUGCCCACGUUCUCGUCGUUCGUCACAGCAAAUGUGCCCCGUGGAUGGAGAAUCAUAUAUGUGGGCAGUAGAGCUCUGGUUCAACGAUUCGGAGCCUGAUUUUCAAACGACUCUGCGAAAUCUGUUUCAUGCAGAUCCGAUCGCCAUCUACCUAGAAAUCAUUGGACCGGCCUAUUGGGCAGGGAAAAGCCGAGAGGUACUCGUAGGCUACGAAUAAGCAGUUUCCCUAUCUUCUUCGGUUGGAAACAGUCGUGGUAGCUAAA
Xylona heveae TC161 is the source of this 713-nucleotide messenger RNA. RefSeq lists its product as hypothetical. The transcript has a single exon. The record is from RefSeq and is a predicted model, not a curated record. Lineage: Eukaryota; Fungi; Ascomycota; Xylonomycetes; Xylonales; Xylonaceae. The coding region runs from base 147 to 521 and encodes 124 amino acids.